Brachypodium distachyon (stiff brome) is the source of this 2648-nucleotide messenger RNA. Its product is annotated as probable protein phosphatase 2C 12. Bases 678 to 1997 code for a protein of 439 amino acids. Gene Ontology annotation, molecular function: protein serine/threonine phosphatase activity. The transcript has 9 exons. Gene Ontology annotation, biological process: protein dephosphorylation. Lineage: Eukaryota; Viridiplantae; Streptophyta; Magnoliopsida; Poales; Poaceae. The record is from RefSeq and is a predicted model, not a curated record.
UCGACAUGUAUGUAUACAGCUAACUGCAGUUUUCUUCUAGACCAGCUGGUACGCUUAUCUGCAUUUCGAAGAUUUUUAAAACAAAGGAGAUUAGAUAAGGAACAAUGGUUUACAGACAGGUAGUUGCAACCUAGAAAAAACAAAUCAAAUCUGACAGCGCGAUCCUGCGUGCUCAUCCUGGCGCGCACGUUAAGCCGUCCAAUAACGGCUUUAACUAAUUCCUCCCAGCCCAGAUCCUCCAGCUAGCUAAUCCACCCCCUUCUUAAUCCAUCACCGAAUUUUUCCCAAUCUCCUCUUCUCCCGGUCGCAUUCGCUGCCUCCCACCACUCCGCUCCCCACCGCCUCUAGAAUAAUAAGUAGCGGCGGUUUCCUUCUCCCAUCUUCUGCUGUUCCAUCCGAGUUUUGGUCAAUGCGCGUCUUGUUUCUUGCUCAAGCCGCGUAGUUCCGGAUCCAUGCCGCUAGAGUGCCAACUUGAGAGUUUUCUGGUCCAAUUCGGCCAAAUUUCUAGGUUUAUCUACUAGAGGGGUCUCCGCGGCAGUGAUGCUCUAGGAGCUUUUGGCCAAUCGAUUUCCGGGGCCGUUUCCUUGCUCGCAUUUCUUGCGCUGUUAUAGAUCCAUCUCCGUGUAAUUUCUAGGAAUUGGAGAAUUGGGGUUGUGGGAGUUUUGGAGGCUCGAUCCAUGGCGGUGCACGCCGAGGCGGAUGGCUCAGGUGUGCCCCUGGCCGUUCUGCUGAAGCGUGAGCUGUGCAACCAGAAGGUGGAGAAGCCGGACAUCCUGUUUGGGGAGGCCAACAAGAGCAAGAAAGGGGAGGACUUCACCCUUCUCGUGGCCAAGUGCCACCGCGCUCCAGCAGAGGGCCCUUGCGACAAUGCAGGCAGCGACGACACCAUCUCGGUAUUCGCGAUUUUCGAUGGCCACAAUGGAUCUGCCGCUGCCAUAUACACCAGGGAGAAUCUCUCAAACAAUGUGCUAGCUGCUAUUCCUCCAAAUCUUACAAGUGAGGAGUGGACAGCCGCUUUGCCAAGGGCACUAGUUGCAGGUUUUGUUAAGACUGAUAAAGAUUUCCAAACAAAAGCUGCACGUUCAGGGACCACUGUGACUUUUGUCAUAAUAGACGGAUGGGUUGUCACUGUAGCAUCGGUUGGUGAUUCACGCUGUAUUCUAGAAUCCGCUGAAGGUUCAGUAUACUAUUUAUCUGCUGACCACCGCCUCGAUGCAAACGAGGAGGAGGUGGAACGUGUAACAGCAAGUGGUGGUGACGUCGGUAGAAUAAAUAUUGCUGGGGGUGCUGGGAUUGGUCCACUCAGAUGCUGGCCAGGCGGAUUGUGUUUAUCAAGGUCAAUUGGCGAUACUGAUGUUGGAGAAUAUAUAGUUCCUGUCCCACAUGUGAAGCAAGUAAAGCUGUCCAAUGCCGGAGGGCGGCUUGUCAUUGCUAGCGAUGGUGUGUGGGAUGCACUGCGCUUUCAGGAAGCUCUGAACUGCACCAGGGGGCUGCCAGCUGAAUCCGCUGCAAAUCGAAUUGUUAAAGAAGCUGUGAGCUCAAAGGGACUACGAGAUGAUACUACUUGCAUAGUCGUCGACAUAUUACCACCAGAAAAGCUAAGUCCGCCAUUAAAGAGGCAUGGGAAAGGAGGCAUCAUAUCUUUAUUCCGUCGGAGGCCCUCUGAUGAAUUGUCUGAAGAGCAGACAGACAAUGGGUGUUUUGAACCUGAUGUAGUUGAGGAACUAUACGAAGAGGGCUCCGCGAUGCUUUCUCAAAGGUUGAAUGUAAAUUAUCCGGCAGGAAAUAUGUUCAAGCUGCAUGAUUGUGCAGUCUGCCAGUUGGAGAUGAAACCUGGCGAGGGCGUCUCUGUUCAUGGCAACAUGCCGAAGCUUUCACGGGUUGAUCCCUGGGGCGGACCUUUUCUCUGUUCAUCCUGCCAGGUGAAAAAGGUGGCUAUGGAAGGGAAGCUGCAUUCGAGAAAUUCUCAAUCUGCAGUCCAACCUGUGUCCAAGUAGCCUUCCUCAACGGUUUUGUAUACUAAAGUUCAUAGAGGCUAAUACUACUAACAAACAGUGUUAGUAAAUAAAGCAGACUUGUCAAGAUCAUCUAUCAUCAUCCAUCAAUCACUGGUGAACAGACUAAGGAAUUUUCGCUACUAACUCAUUUCAAACUGGAAGAUAAAAUUUGGGCAUCGGUACAGAGGAUAAGAUUUUUGGCAUCAUUCUUCUGAAGCACCACAGUAUUUUGUUGAAGGUGCACUCUAUUUAUGUGAAGAAACCAGAACAGAUCCCUAGGUUCAAAUGAACCUGUGGCCUUAAGGUGUGUAUAUGCGCCCUUGACUUUGAUUAGCAAGUCUCCAAGAACUAAGGCUUGCUCCAUUUGUCAACACCAGUCAUGGAUCCCUUUUCAGCUCGAACCUAGACUUUUUCACAUUUCACUCUUGUGAUGAAUGACCAUUUCCCCAGUCUCUCAUGGGAUGCUUUUCCUCUUUUCAUUCUUCCAGUAUGACUAUUUUCGUUAUUGUUUCCUUUUGUCCUUCGCCAUGUAUAGCCACAAGGCCCAAAGGCCAAAACUAACGUAUUUUUUUUAUUCAUAUCACCAUUCUAAAGUUUUAUCAUAGUACUCACACAGUUAACAGAUAUUUAUUCCUUUUAACCCUUAUGUAA